Molecule: messenger RNA, 899 nt
Organism: Meloidogyne enterolobii
Lineage: Eukaryota; Metazoa; Nematoda; Chromadorea; Rhabditida; Meloidogynidae
Source: the annotation of a GenBank genome assembly
AUGUUUCAUUAUUUAACAAAAAUGCUUAAAUUACAUGGUGUUUAUUUUGAUGAACAUGUUGUUUGGAGAGAAGUUCAGAAUGAAAUCCGUUUGGCUAAAGGAAAAAUAGUUCAUCCAAAAAUUGGAGAAGGAAAACAAAAAGCGAAAAGGGAAAAAAAUGUUUCUUGAAAAAUUUUUUUGUUAGAAUCGGAAGUUUUUAUUAGAUAUUUUUUGGUAAAUAUUUUCUUUUGGAAAAAAUUUUUUUGUUGAUCAAAAUUAAAUAUUUUCAAGAAAUGACUCUUUGAUUAGUAGAUUAACUAUAAGGUUCUAAAAUAGUCUUAUAUUUCUAAAUUUUAUUGCCCUUAAUAAAUUUUUUUAAUUAAAAAAUGUGAGAUCAUUUUUUAGAAAAAUCAUUUGAGAGACAAUUAGACUAAAAUUAAAAAAAACUUACACGCCUUUUUCCUGCCCUAUUAUUAUACAAAACAGUUUGUGGAUAUUCUACCAAAUCAUCUUCACAAUAAUCUUCAUCCUCCAUUUUAUCAUAACUGACUAGAAAUAGUGUAAGUAGAAGUACAAGAAAUAUACUGAAAAAAUUUUUUUUUGAAGUUUUCAAAUUUUUUUAGGAAGUAGGAAAGUGUCUAUAGGAAACAGGUAGUAAUCGAACACUCAUAAUCAGACCAAAACACUUUUUGGGCUUUGCAGAAAAUCCACUUCCCCUCUUCAAAAUUUUCCUAAUUACGUCCCUGGGCUUGAUAUUUUUCCCGAUACUAACCCUCUAGACCAGGACACUUUUCAGAUUUUGUAGACCCACCAUCCCUCACGAAAAGAUUUCUGACUACGUUUCCCAUGGCACCAAGCCCCCACCAACCCAAGUCAAUCGACCAACCACCAGAUAAAAAAUCACCCCCAUCAUUAGAAUC